AUGGUCCCAAAUCGCAGGGGCCGGUCAUUGACCACCGCACUCUUUUUCCUAGUCUUAGGAUAUCUCUUUUUACUCUCAUUACCCUCAAGUUAUUCACCCUUGAAUUUCCACCGAAAACCGACUCCGGUACAAAACAAAGACAUCCGACCCGAUGCCAUUCAUUUAGAAGACGCACACAAGAUCCAUCCAAUUGCGUCAUAUAUUCCCUUGCCAACGAAUCCAACGCCGCUUCCUCGCAUCCAGCAUGAGUUCGAACCGGAGAGUUGGGCGGAGCGCAGAAAGAGAACUCGCAGACAAAAGGCUGUAAAGAAAACAUUUCUCCACGCUUGGAAUGGUUAUAAAAAUCAUGCUUGGCUGCGGGAUGAGGUCUCACCUGUCAGUGGCAAGUAUGAAGACUCCUUCAGUGGUUGGGGUGCCACUCUGGUCGAUUCAUUGGAUACGUUGAUUAUCAUGGGUCUUGAUCAUGAAUUGAAGCUUGCGCUGGAAGCACUCAAGCAGAUCGACUUUACCACAACAUUCAGCAAAGAGGUCAACGUCUUUGAGAUCGUCAUCAGGUACAUGGGGGGUUUGAUUGCAGCUCACGACCUGUCCAAUGGGGCCCAUCCGAUUCUGCUGAAGAAAGCAGAGGAACUCGGCCAGAUGAUCUUCUAUGCCUUCGACACAAAAAAUCACAUGCCGCAGAUGCGCUGGAAAUGGGGUCGGUCAGCCAUCGGCCAAGAAAUCGAGGCAAAUACCCACACUAGCCUGGCGGAGCUGGGUUCCUUGACAGUUGAAUUCACCCGGCUGACCCAAUUGACCGGGAAUCCAAUGUACUAUGAUGCCGUCCAGCGCAUCACAAACGAGCUAGACAACGUGCAGAUGCAUACCAAGGCCCCAGGGUUAUGGCCUAACUUCGUUGACGCAUUCCGUCUCGACUUCAACGGUUCCGACUUUUCGCUCGGUGGCGGUGCUGAUUCAACAUACGAAUACCUACCCAAAGAGUACAUCCUUCUUGGCGGGGAGAAGGAUCAGUACAAGAAGAUGUGGGAAAGAUCCCUCGAUGCAAUUAAAGACAAAUUGCUUUUCCGCGCCGUCACCAAGGAAGAUAAACAAAUCCUCUUCACUUCCAACUUGAAAGUCACAUACGGAGUCGACCAUGUCCGACACACCUCUGAACACCUGAAAUGCUUUAUCGGUGGUACAGUAGGCAUCGCUGCCAAGGUGUUCAACCGCCCAGAAGAUCUAUCCAUCGCGCGGGGACUGACAGAUGGAUGUGUCUGGGCAUACGAUUCGAUGCCGACCGGUGUCAUGCCUGAGUCCUUCCAGUUCACCCCUUGUGCAGAUCUUGACGAUUGUCCAUGGGACGAGACCCUGUGGUACGAGUCUGUCCUCAACCAGCCUAUCAAACUCCAACAGCACCGCAGAGAAGCACAGCAGAUCGUUGCACAGGAAGUGAUUCCACCAGGAAUGGUUGGAGCUAGAGAUGCCUCAUACAAGCUCAGACCAGAGGCUGUGGAGUCUGUUUUCAUUAUGUACCGGAUCACGGGUGAUAAGUCGUUGCAAGAUGCAGCUUGGCGCAUGUUCCAGAACAUUGAGAAGAUGACGCAUACCAAUUUUGGUCACUCGGCCAUCCAAGAUGUCCGUGAUCCGGAUUCAAAACUGGAUGAUAAGAUGGAAAGCUACUGGCUUGCCGAGACGCUCAAAUACUUGUAUCUCAUUUUCUCUGAACCGGACCAUGUCAGUUUGGAUGAGUACGUUUUGAGUACCGAGGCACACCCUUUCAAGCGACCUUCAGGGGCAUUCUAG
Messenger RNA from Penicillium odoratum, 1785 nucleotides. RefSeq names its product glycoside hydrolase family 47 protein. The record is from RefSeq and is a predicted model, not a curated record. Gene Ontology annotation, cellular component: Golgi membrane; endoplasmic reticulum. Lineage: Eukaryota; Fungi; Ascomycota; Eurotiomycetes; Eurotiales; Aspergillaceae. Gene Ontology annotation, biological process: N-glycan processing; carbohydrate metabolic process. The coding region runs from base 1 to 1785 and encodes 594 amino acids. Gene Ontology annotation, molecular function: mannosyl-oligosaccharide 1,2-alpha-mannosidase activity; calcium ion binding. The transcript is spliced from 3 exons.